AUGGAGGAGCAGAAGCAGCAGCCAGCAGCCAGAAGCAGCCAGAAGCAAGCAGCAGCAAGCAGCAGCCAGCAGCAGCAAGCAGCAGCCAGCAGCAGCAAGCAGCAGCAAGCAGCAGCCAGCAGCAGCCAGCAGCAGCAGCAGCCAGCAGCCAGCAGCAGCCAGCAAGCAGCAGGUAACAGCAGCAAGAAAGCAGCCAGCAGCCAGCAGCAGCAAGCAGCCAGCAGCCAGCAGCAGCCAGCAGCACAGCAGCCAGCAGCCAGCAGCAGCCAGAAGCAAGCAGGAGCAAGCAGCAGCCAGCAGCAGCAAGCAGCAGCCAGCAAGCAGCAGCAAGCAGCAGCCAGCAGCAGCCAGCAAGCAGCAGGUAACAGCAGCAAGAAAGCAGCCAGCAGCCUGCAGCAGCAAGCAGCCAGCAGCAGCCAGCAGCAGCAAGCAGCCAGCAGCAGCAAGCAGCCAGCACAGCAGCCAGCAGCAAGCAGCAAGCAGCAGCAAGCAGCAGCCAACACGCAGCAGCCAGCACCAGCCAGCACCAGCAAACAGCAGCAAGCAGCAGCCAGCAGCAAGCAGCAGCAGCCAGCAGCAGCCAGCACAGCAGCCAGCAGCAAGCAGCAAGCAGCAGCAAGCAGCAAGCAGCAGCAAGCAGCAGCCAGCACGCAGCAGCCAGCACCAGCCAGCACCAGCAAACAGCAGCAAGCAGCAGCCAGCAGCAGCCAGCAGCAGCCAGCAGCAGCCAGCAGCAGCCAGCAGCACAGCAGCCAGCAGCAAGCAGCAAGCAGCAGCAAGCAGCAGCCAGCACGCAGCAGCCAGCACCAGGCAGCACCAGCAAACAGCAGCAGCAAGCAGCAGCCAGCAGCAGCCAGCAGCAGAGAGCAGCAGCCAGCAGCAGCCACAGCAGCAAGCAGCAAGCAGCAGCAAGCAGCAGCCAGCACGCAGCAGCCAGCACCAGGCAGCACCAGCAAACAGCAGCAGCAAGCAGCAGCCAGCAGCAGCCAGCAGCAGAGAGCAGCAGCCAGCAGCAGCCACAGCAGCAAGCAGCAAGCAGCAGCAAGCAGCAGCCAGCACGCAGCAGCCAGCACCAGGCAGCACCAGCAAACAGCAGCAGCAAGCAGCAGCCAGCAGCAGCCAGCAGCAGAGAGCAGCAGCCAGCAGCAGCCAUGUUGA
Ornithodoros turicata is the source of this 1158-nucleotide messenger RNA. RefSeq lists its product as uncharacterized. Bases 1 to 1158 code for a protein of 385 amino acids. NCBI's taxonomy places the organism in Eukaryota, Metazoa, Arthropoda, Arachnida, Ixodida, Argasidae. The transcript is spliced from 9 exons. The record is from RefSeq and is a predicted model, not a curated record.